GCUUCAAACCACCAGAUCGAGUAAUACCAUUGCGAUUAUGACACAAGUUGAAACAAGAACACUGUGCACCUUGCAGCAGAUUCGCUGGUUUGUUGAUGUAUGUGUGUCAUGUAAGAGCUCAAUAUCACGUGAUCUCGUGAUGUAACAAACACCCGUUCAUCUGACUGCCAGAUAGUCAAGACGAUCAAGCUGAUUUCUGUUUGCACCAUUUGUCAUCGCUCGGUGUUUUAAAAAAGACACUAUGGGAAAGGAAAAGACUCACAUCAGUAUCGUUGUGAUCGGCCAUGUGGACUCGGGGAAGUCCACAACCUCUGGUCAUCUCAUCUACAAGUGUGGAGGGAUUGACAAAAGGACCAUUGCGAAGUUUGAGAAAGAAGCCCAAGAGAUGGGCAAGGGGUCCUUCAAAUAUGCCUGGGUCCUGGACAAACUGAAAGCCGAGAGAGAAAGGGGUAUCACUAUCGAUAUUGCUCUGUGGAAGUUUGAGACAAAGAAGUUCUUUAUCACCAUCAUUGACGCUCCAGGACACAGAGAUUUCAUCAAGAACAUGAUCACUGGAACUUCCCAGGCUGACUGUGCUUUUCUCAUCGUGGCAUCGGGACCAGGAGAGUUCGAAAGUGGGAUGUCCAUAGACGGCCAGACAAGAGAACAUGCUCUGCUUGCCUACACGCUGGGGGUAAAACAAAUUAUUGUUGGCGUGAAUAAGAUGGACCGUACGGUACCACCCUUUUCUGAAAAGAGGUUUCAGGAAAUUGUCACCGAGGUUAAAGCCUACUUGAAAAAGGUUGGCUUUGACAAUAAAUCAGUGGCAUUUGUUCCUAUCUCUGGUUGGCAUGGGGACAACCUGCUUAAAGAAAGUGAAAAGAUGCCUUGGUAUAAAGGUUGGUCCACCGAGAAAACUGUUAGUGACAAACAAGUAAAAGCUUCAGGAAAAACGCUUAUCGAAGCCCUCGAUAGCAUCAUACCUCCCGAAAGACCAUUAACAAAACCUCUACGCCUCCCACUUCAACACGUCUAUAACAUUGGAGGUAUUGGAACUGUACCAGUGGGCAGAGUAGAAACAGGAGUUCUGAAGCCUGGAAUGAUCGUUACGUUUGCCCCUGCUAACAUCACAACAGAGGUCAUGUCAGUAGAGAGGAACCACGAAUCACUGGCUGAGGCCUUACCUGGGGACAAUGUCGGCUUCAACGUCAAGAACAUCUCCGUCAAGGACAUACGUCGAGGAAACGUAACGGGUAAUAGCAAGGACGACCCACCAGUCACAGCAGAGUGUUUCGAUGCUCAGGUGAUUGUUCUGAACCAUCCCGGACAGAUCGCUGCUGGCUACUCCCCAGUACUGGAUUGCCACACAGCACACGUCGCAUGUAAGUUCGCGGAACUUAAAGAGAAAGUGGACCGUAGGAAUGGCAAGAAGUUAGAAGACAGACCCAGGUUCUUGAAGUCUGGAGACGCUGCCAUCAUAAAUCUGAUACCAUCAAAACCAAUGUGCGUGGAGCCAUUUGCCAAAUUUGCUCCACUGGGCAGGUUUGCUGUCCGCGACUUUCAACAGACGGUGGCCGUUGGAAUCAUCAAGGAGGUGACCCAGAAGAAAGAAGGCCCUGGUAAAGUGACCAAAGCUGCCAAGAAAGCUCUGUAGCUUGUACUGUUCUGAUAUUGAUUGAGCAGAUUUCCACUUAAAUCUUAACUUAUCACAUCACUAUAAGCAAAUAGUACAGCAUUUCUUCAUCUAAAGUAUAAAGUAAAGAGUUCAGGAGGAGCAAAGACUCGCAAAGUAGUGUGUACUUGAGCUGAUAUACCUCUAUCUUAGCUAACCUAUCACGCAUUUAACACACAUGUUAUAAUUCCAAUAAACCAUUCAGACAGCUCUUUUAAAACAAUUUGAAGAAUCAGGUUCUGAGGAGGCGAAGGAUAUCCUUCCUGGCAGCUCAGGAAAACAAUAAUUUUCAACAGAUUAAUCUAUAAUUAUUUACACAUGUUGGGAACAAAUGUCUCCUUUCUAUUCAUUGAUAAUAAAAGUAUUAAAACGCUGCUCGUGUUGCCUAUUAGAAGUAAGUUUCUGAUAGAUUAAUUUGAGAUUAAUUUGUUAUAUUUUUUUUAUUUGAAGUUAACACGAUAUACGGCUUUUCCAUUGGACGAGAGAUCGGUCACAUGACCGCGAAAUUGACGUUCAUAAGUGUAUGAACGACACA
Haliotis rufescens (red abalone) is the source of this 2186-nucleotide messenger RNA. RefSeq names its product elongation factor 1-alpha, oocyte form-like. The coding region runs from base 242 to 1633 and encodes 463 amino acids. The record is from RefSeq and is a predicted model, not a curated record. Gene Ontology annotation, molecular function: GTPase activity; translation elongation factor activity; GTP binding. NCBI's taxonomy places the organism in Eukaryota, Metazoa, Mollusca, Gastropoda, Lepetellida, Haliotidae. The transcript is spliced from 7 exons. Gene Ontology annotation, biological process: translational elongation; translation.